AUGAGGACGACGGCAAUCGUCGCGGGCUUGGCCCUCGGCGGCGGGCAGCCGACGACGGCUGGUGGACGGGAGGCAGAACUCGACGAGCUCGAGGCACGAUGGGGUUCCGAGGCGAGCAGACAUACACCCACAUGCCUUUGGGCAUUCUCAGGCAUCGGGACUUUUGCCCACCUCGACUACGCCAAGUGCCUCACGGACCCGUCGGUGGCAUACGAUAUCGCCAUCGUAGGGGCGCCCUUUGAUACGGCCGUCACCUUCAGGCCAGGUGCCCGCUUCGGCCCGCGGGCCAUCCGCCAGGCUUCGUCUCGGCAGACGGCAUUCCGGAGCUUCAACACACGGGCUGGUGUCAACCCGUACAGGAGCUGGGCGACGAUUGUCGACUGCGGCGACAUCCCGAUCACGCCGUUCGACAACGACAUCGCUCGUGAGCAGAUGACGCAAGCGCUCACGCAGCUGGGUCGGCGGCAGACGGUGUCGGCGCUGAGUCCCAAGCCCAGACUCGUGACGCUUGGCGGCGACCACAGCCUGACGCUGCCGGCACUGCGCGCUCUCAGGCAGGUUUACGGACGGCCGAUGCGCAUGCUCCACUUCGAUGCUCAUCUCGAUUCGUGGAACCCCAACGCGUACCCGUCGAGUUGGGGCGUCACGCCUUUCACCCACGGCUCCAUGCUCUGGAUGGCCCAUCAGGAGGGACUCCUCUCCAACUCAUCCACCGAGGCCUCUGUCCACGCCGGCCUGCGCACGCGGCUGUCGGGCGACGGUUGGGCCGACUACGAGGACGAUUCGUCGCAGAACUGGGUUCGUUUCUCGUCCGACGACAUGGACGAGAUGGGAACUUCCGGUAUCGUCGCCGGCAUCAUGAAGACGCUCGGGACCGAGGAGCCCGUCUACCUGUCGGUCGACAUUGACGUGCUUGACCCGGCUUUUGCUCCCGGCACGGGGACGCCCGAGCCCGGCGGCUGGACGACGCGCGAGCUCAUCCGCGUGCUCAGAGGCGUCGAGGGCUUGAAUCUCGUGGGCGCCGACGUCGUCGAGGUGUCGCCUGCGUAUCAGGGUCGUGGUGAGGAGACGGCCCUUGCGGCCGCUCAGGUCGUCUUCGAAAUCCUGAGCUCCAUGGUGAAGAUGGGCGUGGCAGCCGGAAAAGACGGGGCGAAUGGUGUCUCCAAAAAGGAUGAGCUCUAG
Messenger RNA from Drechmeria coniospora, 1182 nucleotides. RefSeq names its product Ureohydrolase. Gene Ontology annotation, molecular function: metal ion binding; agmatinase activity. NCBI's taxonomy places the organism in Eukaryota, Fungi, Ascomycota, Sordariomycetes, Hypocreales, Ophiocordycipitaceae. The record is from RefSeq and is a predicted model, not a curated record. Bases 1 to 1182 code for a protein of 393 amino acids. The transcript is spliced from 4 exons.